Messenger RNA from Acaulospora colombiana, 771 nucleotides. Lineage: Eukaryota; Fungi; Glomeromycota; Glomeromycetes; Diversisporales; Acaulosporaceae. The record is from the annotation of a GenBank genome assembly.
AGCGGUCAACAUUGUUGUCCCCUAUUUGCACCUGGGCGUUGGAAGCAGGAUGUCAGGGUGUUGUACUCUCAAACCAUGGUGGCCGGCAACUCGAAUACGCCCGUUCGGGUAUUGAAGUUCUCGCCGAAGUUGUGGAUAAGUUUAAAGAAAAGGGGUUGUGGCCUAACCCAAACUUCCAAAUAUUUGUAGAUGGAGGUGUGAGAAGGGCCACAGACGUAUUGAAGGCAGUUGCGCUAGGUGCUACAGCUGGUCGUCCUUUCCUAUAUGCCAUGUCAUCAUAUGGAGAAGCAGGAGUUGAUAGGGCUCUCGAAAUCCUUCAUGAGGAGCUAGAGAUGAAUAUGCGCUUGCUUGGAGCUACCACCAUCGCAGAUGUAGUCCCCGAGAUGGUUGACGCCAGGUCUUUGUGUUCCCAUAGCGCCCCACCUUACGACGAACUAUACAUGGCUAACUCUCUGCUGCCAUCCUUGGCAAUGUCUGGUCAGGGUAAACCGAUUGUACUCCCGCAAACACCGUCCCGUACACCAGUAACUCGCACUCGAUCCCAACGGUCGCGCCUCAAGUUACACAGUCCACUCAAACAUAAUCGCCCAGUUUUACAACCAUCCAACAGUAACAAAACGCCCUCAACCGUACCAACCUCCUCAUUCACUUUUGCUGUUGAUCACAAGGCUCACACCCUUAUGCCUCCUCGAGCAGCGUCCACAGCCUCGCAAGGAGCCGCCAAGAAAAAAACAACAAAGACUACUCGUUCCAAUGUUGCGAAAGGGAAGG